GAAAUAAAUAGUUGGAUUUGUUUAUGUAUCCACUGUUGUAGGAGUGAAAUAAGGACAGCCAUGCAUACUUAUUCAAAGCACUUAGAAUACGAGCUUUACAAAUAAAACUUAAACGUGUGGUCAAGUAUUAAAAGCUAUUCAAAAUAAUUUUGAUUUAUUUGAAAUACUAAAUAAUUUUCCAACAAUUUGUUAGGUAACAACAAAAACCACAGAGAUUACCGCACUAAAAUCACAAAUGAAAUAUCACCGUACUUCCGGUUGAUCUCGCGCGGAAAAGACACAACCCCGCGGCUGCUCCAUGUACCGACCUGAACUGGUGUGGAUGAGCUUGUGGAGCUCCUUCAGCGUCAGAAAGUAUAACCCUCUUAUUUGUAGUGUUUCUAACGCUUCGAAGAACCGGGGAUUUGAGGCACUGCUUUCUGUAAAAUCUAGAACAAUGGCACCUCAAAGACGGAUUUCUUGCUCCCCCACCACCUCGAACCUGUGCGAGCCUGUGAAUGUUGGACCUUCUCAGCACUGGAAGGGCACUAAAAAGGAGACUGCUGCUGAGAGCGGUGAAACUGAGUUUGAGGCUAACGUGGAGAAAAUGACUGUUCGACAACUCAGGUUAAAUCUUAGGAGUGCUGGAUUGUCUACUCAAGGGUGCAAGCAUGAGCUUGUAUUGGCCUUCAAGAGUUUCCUAAAUGACACACACAAUGGCAAUGGAUCUUUGGCAGUGGAAGCAUUGGGAAGUAAGGUUUCUUCUGAAGAGAACCGUGCAGAUAUUGUCCAAAACACUUUAAGGAAGAACCCCAAAAGAAUCUCAACUAAAGUUGUUGAAAGGUUAAAUCUUGCCUAUGAAGCUCCUCAAAUUAAGAGAGCUAAGAGAAGAGUGAAGCACGAUUGUCAUGAGGGAGAACAUAUUGAUAUUAAUGAAGAGCAACAAAGAAAGGGGCAAGAUUUCUUGGUUGAGUCCAAUGUGGUGGAAGGUAAGGGGAAGGAACAAUUGAAAAGAAAGCUCUUCUUUCAGAGUGUUAAUCUUACCGCAAAUCAUGAUGAACCUUGGACAAUUUUCGCUCACAAGAAGCCAAAGGAUGGAUGGAUUGCAUACAAUCCCAAAACUCUGAGGCCGCCUCCACUUACUGGUACCGCUAAAGCAUUGAAGUUAAUUUCUUGGAAUGUUAAUGGUUUGAGAGGUUUACUGAAGUUGGACAGUGUUUGCAUAAAGCAACUUGCACAGAGAGAAGAAUUUGAUGUUCUAUGCUUGCAGGAGACUAAAUUGCAGGAGAAGGAUGUUCAGAUAAUUAAGGAGAAGCUUCUUGAUGGAUAUGAUAAUAGCUUUUGGACAUGCAGUGUGUCUAAGCUUGGGUAUUCUGGCACUGCUAUAAUUUCGCGGCUUAAACCACUUUCUGUAAUGUACGGUCUGGGUAUCACAGAUCAUGAUUCAGAAGGGAGACUUGUUACGGUGGAAUUUGAUGACUUAUAUUUAUUGUGUGCAUAUGUUCCCAAUUCUGGUGAUGGCCUAAGACGAUUGUCGUAUAGAUUCACACAGUGGGAUCCUUCUCUUAGCAAUUAUAUGAAAGAAUUAGAAAAGUCAAAACCUGUUAUUUUGUGUGGUGAUUUAAACUGUGCUCAUGAAGAGAUAGAUAUCUACAAUCCGGCAGAAAACAAAAGAAGUGCAGGAUUUACAGACGAGGAAAGGCAAUCAUUCCAAAAGAACUUCUUAAACAGGGGAUUUGUAGACACGUUUAGGAAACAACAUCCUGGUGUUGUUGGUUAUACUUAUUGGGGAUAUAGGCAUGGAGGGCGUAAAACUAAUAAAGGAUGGAGGCUUGACUAUUUCCUUGCAUCUGAAUCCAUUGCAGACAACGUGCAUGACUCGUACAUUAUCCCAGAUGUUGCAGGAAGUGAUCAUUGUCCCAUUGGACUUGUACUCGAGCUUUAGAAAUGUAAUCAUAUUACUCUGUUCUCCCAUCCGUCCGUCCAUCCGUCACAUGUGAUGGAUGGAAUGAUCUAAAACUUUUAUUAUGGAAGGAAGGAAUCAAAUGGGAAGACAUGUAUGCAAUACCGAUUCUUGGUUGGUCCUGCUAGAGCCAUUGGAGUUCGUACAAAUAUGGCUUUUCAAUGGACGUGCUGAUGGGUGGGUGGGGGGGGGGGGGGGGGGGGACUUGCCUAGAUUGGCAGUAUAAAAGUAGGCGUUUAUGCUUUUGUUGUUGUACCAAGCCUACAAUACAAUCUAUCACCUCUAUUUUACCCUUAACAAGUGUCCUCACUCCUCACACAGUUAUACGAUGAUUGUAUGGAUGUCCUACAGAUUACUAAAAGAAACGUUGCACUUGAAGAAGAGAAGUGAAUUAUAAUUCAAAACAUAAAGUUCAUUUUGAUUUUGAGUAUUGUCUAAAUAGAACAAUUUAAAAUGAUAUAUGCUGGUUUUUAUUAAGGCUAUUAAUGAAUUCGGA
Messenger RNA from Cuscuta europaea, 2438 nucleotides. The record is from the annotation of a GenBank genome assembly. NCBI's taxonomy places the organism in Eukaryota, Viridiplantae, Streptophyta, Magnoliopsida, Solanales, Convolvulaceae.